CCGCCAAUUGUUGUUAUUUUUGCAGAAAAAAAAUUUAAACCAAAUAAAAAUUUUCUGCUUGUUUAACAAAAUUUAAUUAAACUUGUUAUUUUACUUGUUUGACUCUAAAUAAUAUUUUAUUAAACAAUUAUGGAAGAAGAUGCGCCAAGAGCUAAAAGACAACGUGUGGACAAAGCUGGUCGAUUUGCUGCCCUAGAAAAACUCAAAAAAUUAAAAGGCAGCAAAAAUAAGUGCGAAGUCGAAGAGGAUGUAGAUAACGUCUAUGAGAUUAUCGAUGAAAAAGACUAUGCAAAGCGAGCAAAAGAAAAAUAUGGUGAUCAUGAUUGGAUUGAAGAUGACGGAACUGGCUACACAGAAGAUUUAAGAGAUUUCUUCGAAGACGAAGAUUACUCUGAUGAAGAAAGUGGCAGUAGUCGAGCUGUUAAAGGCUCCAAAAAGCGACCUAGAGAUGAAUCAAAAGCUAAAGGUAAAGGUUCUAUAAGAAAUCUAUUUAGCAAUGCUGUGCCAAAGAAAAAAGAACCAUUGAUCAAAGUCGCCGAAGAUGAUGUUUUGGCUGAUAUUUUGGGUGAACUUGAUGAUGGUGGCGGGAAUAAAAGUGGAACGACCAAUGGAGAUUCAUCUAAAACUACGGGAUCUUCUCAAGGUACUUCAAAAGCCAAGCAAUCAGAUGCAGCUAUGGCCAAAGAGUAUAUGAACAGUUUUAUCAAUAAUAUAAAAAUGAAAGAAGAGACAAAGAAAACAAACGACAAUACGAGUGACGAUGAAAUGCUAGAAAAAAUCCUUAAACCACAGCCAAAACCAAAGCCCGUUGUUGAGUUGAAAACAGAAAUUAAUAAAAUUGAAAAAGUCGAAAAAGAAUCUAAAAGAAAGAAUCCAUUUAUUAAAGAAAACAAUAAAAAGCAGAAGGAAGAAGAUGAACAAAAGCCAAUAGCUUCUCCAGAACUUGAAGAUAUUCCAGAUGAUGAUAUGGAUUUUAGUAUCCUCAAUGACGAUGAAAAUCAAUUUGAGGAAAAGAUCCAAAGUCCUGUCAAGUCAAAAGUUAGUGCAAAAGUUGAAAAGGUUACCCCAAACAUUCAGUCGUCUAAACCUCAAACCAAUGCCGAAGAUGAUAUGAAAAACUUGCUAAAUAAUUGGGAGAACAUUUGCAAUAUGGACAAUUUUGAGGAAGAAAUAGCAGCAGCUGGAACAUCGUCAGAAGAAAGUGCUCUAAAUAGCGAAGAGCUUAAGUUUUAUUAUUGGGAGGCAUGGGAAGAUCCAAUCAGGAUUCCGGGUGAAGUAUUUCUGUUUGGAAAGUUACCUGGCAAAGAUGGCGGGACGAAUGCUUCUGAUGCAAAGUCUAUUUGUGUACGAGUUGAGGGUAUCCAGAGAGUUUUGUAUCUACUGCCGAGGGCAUUUAUGCUGGAUCCAAUAACGAAAGAGAAAACAAAACAAAAAGUUGAACUCACGGAUGUUUAUAAAGAAUUCGAAGAAGUGAUAUCAACUGAAAUUGGUGUCGAUGAAUUCCGAUCAAAGAGAGUAAAAAAGAACUUUGCCUAUCAUCCAAUUGAUGUUGAUGUUCCUGAAGUUUGUGAAUACAUUGAGAUUCACUACAGUGGAAAAAAAGGUCCACCAAAUACCAAGAAAGUCUAUAAUUCUAUUGCUCAUAUUUUUGGUGCAAAUACAAACUCUCUAGAGCGUUUCAUACUUGAUCGUAAAAUCAAAGGUCCUUGUUGGUUGAAACUGACAAAUUUCACCAUCAACAAAACUCCACAAAGUUGGUGUAAAACUGAAGUUACUUGUUCAUCCCCCAACUACGUUACUCUAGCUGAAAAUCAAAAGACUCCACCACCGCCAAUUUGUGUUCUAACAAUCAAUGUGCGAACUGCUCUUAAUCCAAAACUAAUGAAAAACGAAGUUGUGAUGAUUUCUUGUUUAGUUAACAAUAAGUUCAGUGUGGAUAAACCACCUCCGAAUCCUCCAUUUAAUCGACAUUUUUGUGGUUUCACUAGACCAGUAUCACAAAAUUGGCCCUUUGAUCUCAAUCUCAAGCUGUCUCAAUACAAAUCGACAAAAGCCAAGAAAAUGGAUUCUGAAAGAGCUCUUCUAAGUUGGUUUUUAGCAACUUAUCAGAGUAUUGAUCCCGAUUUGAUUGUCACUCAAGAUGCUGCUGAUUGCCAGCUAGAUGUUAUUUGUGAUCGAGUGUCAGCUUUGAAAAUUCAACUUUGGUCACGAUUGGGACGCCUGAGGAUGUCCCAGAGUUUUGGAAAGCGAACGUUAGACUUUUUCGUUGGUCGAAUGGUCUGUGAUGUUAAGAGAUCAGCAGAAGAAUUGAUUAAAUCAAGAAGUUUUGAUUUAAACACACUCUGUGUGAAUGUCCUUAAAAUUAAAGAAGGUGAACGAAUGGAUGUGAAUGAAGAUGAAUUACAUCAAAUGUUUGAAACUGGCGAUGGUAUUUUGAAACUUAUCACAUUGACUAUGCAGGAUUGUUCGUUUGUGUUAAGACUUAUGUGCGAAUUGAACGUAAUGCCGUUGGCCAUGCAAAUUACCAGUAUUUGUGGAAAUGUCAUGUCACGUACACUGCAAGGAGGUAGAUCAGAGAGAAACGAAUUUUUAUUGUUGCACGCUUUUAGUGAAAAGAACUAUAUUGUACCAGAUAAGAAAAAGCGAGAGUACACUAACUGGAAUAGCACUCAAAUUGAUUUAGCUGAUGGUGAUGCCACAAAAACAGCAGCAACUAGAAAAAAGGCUGCCUACUCUGGUGGUCUAGUUUUAGAACCAAUCAAAGGACUUUAUGAUAAAUUCAUUCUUCUCAUGGAUUUUAACUCUUUAUACCCAAGUAUUAUACAAGAGUACAAUAUAUGUUUCACAACAGUCCCCCAACCAGAUAAAGAUGAAGAGCUUGCCACUUUACCAGAUUCAAGUGUUGAAGCUGGUAUUCUACCACGACAAAUUCGCCGAUUGGUUGAAAGUAGACGUGAGGUUAAAAAACUUAUGGCUGCACCAGAUUUGGAACCUGAGCUAAAAAUGCAAUACCACAUUCGACAAAUGGCACUUAAACUAACAGCCAACUCUAUGUAUGGUUGUCUGGGUUUUGCGCAUUCUCGCUUCUAUGCACAACAUUUGGCAGCUUUGGUAACACAUAAAGGUCGAGAAAUUCUUAUGAAUACCAAAAGUCUUGUUCAGAAACUUAAUUACGAAGUUGUGUAUGGUGAUACAGACAGUAUCAUGAUAAACACAAACAGUUUGGAUUAUGAUCAGGUUUUCAAAAUUGGUCAUAGCAUAAAACAAACUGUAAAUAAGAUCUACAAACAAGUUGAACUCGAUAUAGAUGGUGUAUUCAAAUGUCUUCUAUUGCUAAAAAAGAAGAAAUAUGCUGCUGUUACUGUGAGUAAGACUCCAAAAGGUGAAUUGAAAUUUUCACAAGAACACAAAGGUUUGGAUAUAGUGCGUCGAGAUUGGUCACAAAUCUCUGUAAUGGUAGGAAAGAUUGUUCUCGAUGAAAUUCUAUCCGAUAAGCAACAUGAUGAUAAAAUAGAUGCUAUCCACAGUCAUUUGGAAAAAGUCAAAACAAACAUUGAAGAAGGCAGUGUUCCGCUACCGAUGUUUGUAAUUACCAAACAGCUGGCUAAAGCACCCAAAGAAUUCACUGGCAAUAGUGCCGUUACACAGUCGCAUGUGCAAGUUGCGUUGAGAAUGAAUGAAACAAGAAAUAGACGCUACAAGAAAGGAGACAUGGUGGACUAUAUAAUUUGUGAUGAUGGAACUGGCAACCCAGCUACUCAAAGAGCAUACCAUUUGGAUGAGAUUAAAUCGAGUGAAAAUUUAAAAGUCGAUAAAAUAUACUAUUUGGCUCAUCAAAUACAUCCGGUUAUUUGGAGAAUGUGUGAUCCAUUGGAGGGUACCGAUGCUAGCAGAAUUGCCCAAUGUCUUGGACUGGAUCCGAGUAAAUUUAAAAUGGCUGCACAAAGAUCCCAACAAGAAAAAAUGGAUGACGGUGUUGGUGAAUCGAUUGUUAAAUCAUCUUUGCAGAGAUUCCUUCAAUGUGAAAAAUUCGAAUUUUCCUGUAUAACCUGUAAGACGAAUAAUAUUGUAGCAUCUGCCUUCAAACCAGCUGCCAACAGAUCAUACGAUGCAGUUCUUGCAAAAUGUUCCAAUAACGAAUGCCGAGCGUGUCCUUAUCAGUAUGUGAUAUCGAUACGAAAUCAAUUGAUAUUGGCAAUGCGAAAACAUAUACGACGAUUUUAUGAAAAUUGGCUGGUUUGUGAUGAUCCAGCGUGUAAUAGCAACACAAGAAGAUAUUCUCAUGUAACACAUAGUCGAAGGCCAGUAUGUUUGACUUGUAAAAAAGGAAUACUUGUGCGGCAGUAUUCAGAGCGAGAUCUCUUCAAUCAGCUAACCUAUCUGCAGUACAUGUUUGAUCUGAGUAAACAUCAGCAAAAGAAUGUAAAUUUAACACCAGAAAUAGAACAAGCUUAUGCUAUGCUUAAGGAAACAGUAGAACAACAGUUAGACAAAUCAGCGUUUUGUACUAUAAGUUUGGCAAAGUUGUUUGCCCAGUUCACGUGUACAUAAUACGAUAUGCAAAAAAAAUACUAUAAUAAGUGCAUUUUCUUAAAAUUGUUUUUUCGUCACGUAUUUUUCUCGGUUUAAUAAAAUAAAUUGUACAUUAUUUUGCAAAUGUGUAUCACUUGCUUUAAAAAAUGAAGGAAU
Messenger RNA from Episyrphus balteatus (marmalade hoverfly), 4689 nucleotides. RefSeq names its product DNA polymerase alpha catalytic subunit (gene DNApol-alpha180). Lineage: Eukaryota; Metazoa; Arthropoda; Insecta; Diptera; Syrphidae. Gene Ontology annotation, biological process: lagging strand elongation; mitotic DNA replication initiation; DNA replication. Gene Ontology annotation, molecular function: DNA-directed DNA polymerase activity; chromatin binding; DNA replication origin binding. The coding region runs from base 130 to 4551 and encodes 1473 amino acids. The transcript is spliced from 8 exons. Gene Ontology annotation, cellular component: alpha DNA polymerase:primase complex. The record is from RefSeq and is a predicted model, not a curated record.